Messenger RNA from Betta splendens (Siamese fighting fish), 3224 nucleotides. RefSeq names its product OMA1 zinc metallopeptidase (gene oma1). Gene Ontology annotation, biological process: protein quality control for misfolded or incompletely synthesized proteins; mitochondrial protein processing. Gene Ontology annotation, cellular component: mitochondrial inner membrane. NCBI's taxonomy places the organism in Eukaryota, Metazoa, Chordata, Actinopteri, Anabantiformes, Osphronemidae. Gene Ontology annotation, molecular function: metalloendopeptidase activity. The transcript is spliced from 8 exons. Bases 410 to 1795 code for a protein of 461 amino acids. The record is from RefSeq and is a predicted model, not a curated record.
AAGGUGGUAAAACUAUUUUUAAUUGUUGUCUAUGUGUAUAAAGUUAAUUCUACUAAAGUAUACACGGCUACUUUCAGGCGGAACGUUUCCGUCGGACUUGUUUCCGGGGGAGUCUUUUAAACAGCAGUUUCAUUCGGGUUGCUGCUGUUUUAUGUUGCUUUAACGUGUUAAACUCGGCGCGUUACUGAGUUGGUAGCAUUUCUGAGUGAGUCUGCUGAACUGUGGUAAUCAAACUCACUUUUAGUUAGCGGUGACACUGGCAGCUGAGCUAUGUCCUGUGCGUAGUCCAUGAAACAAAUGAGAAGGUAGCCCGGAACUUCGGUUUUAAAGCAUGAGGACGUCGCCUCUGUCCGAUAGCAUACAGCAAUAGUUAGCUAAGAAAGAUAUCCUUCAUUUCUCAGCCAGGACAAUGGUUCUAAUCUGUUUUAACUUGUUAAGGAGUCGCUUAUGUCUCCACUCUCUACAUCUGACGCGAAGCGUCCUGGUCCGUCAACCAGCUGAACUUCUGAAAAACACCUCCUCGUCCUCGUCCUGUCAGAUCAGCUGUCGCGCAGCCACGACCUCUGUCCACUUCAGAGCCACCGCUGCAGCGCCUGUGUGCUUCUCUGGCAGCGUCAGAUCGGCGUGUUUCCUGAUCCACGUAGGUCCCCACUCCACGGCCGUGACUCGGUGCGGACGCCGCAUCCACACUUCCGCCGCUGCGAGGGCCCUGCCCGCUCCUCUGGUGUGGGCUCUGCUCAAACCUCUGCAGAAGCUCGUGGCUAUAGUGGUGGGCAGGAGUAUAAGGAAGUGGUGGGCAGCUCUACCAGACAACCGCCGGCAGCUCAUGCGUGAAUGGGCCUGGCAGCUACGCUGGCGCCUGGCAGCAGGGACAGGUGUUGCUAUGGUGAUUAUAGCUCUCCUCCUCCUGACUCACCUUGAUGAAUCCCCAGUGACGGGACGGACUCGCCUCCUGGUGUUCAGCAGGGAUAACUACAUGGAGCUGGCAGCUCUGACUUCAGAGGCGUACAUGGAAGAGUUUGCAGAGCUGCUGGUUCCAGUCACAGACCCUCGUCACAAGACAGUUGAGUUAAUUGUGCACCGCCUGGCAAAAUGCAACAAGGACAUCCCUGAGGUGUCUGAUAUGACCUGGACCAUCCAUGUGGUGCAAAGGCCCGACAUCAACGCCUUUGUCCUACCGAAUGGGAAAGUCUUUGUGUUUACGGGGAUGCUGGAUGCCGUGGCAGAUAUUCACCAGCUCACUGUCAUCCUGGGACACGAAAUGGCUCAUGCUAUACUGGCCCAUUCUGCAGAACAAGCCAGUCUGUCUCAUGUUGUAGACCUGCUGUCCCUUAUUGUGCUGACAGCCAUCUGGGCCGUGUGUCCUCGGGACAGCCUGGCGGUGCUGGGACAGUGGCUGCAGAAACAGCUGAGUGAGUUGAUGUUUAGUCGACCCUACAGUAGGAGGCUGGAGGCUGAAGCAGACCAGGUUGGACUGCAGUUGGCUGCUAAGGCCUGUGCAGAUGUGCGAGCGGCCCCCGUGUUCUGGCAGCAAAUGGAACUCGCAGACAAUCUGAAUGGAAAGGCCACUUUACCUGAGUGGUUGUCCACACAUCCGUCACACAAGAACAGAUUCACUCAGCUGGACCGCCUCAUACCACAGGCUCUGGAUUUGAGGGAAAGCUGCCUCUGUCCCGCUCUUCCUGCCGCCGACCCUCGCGUGGUCUUCACCAAGAGCGUUCGCGUGCUGCUGGAACAACACAAAGGAAGGCCAGAGGGGGCAAACGCUUCCCAGUUGCCCCACAGCCUGGCCUGACCCACGGCUCUGCCUCCCUGCUUCCCGCCGCCCCCCAACACGGCCGAACAGAGCAAAGGUUCAGUCCCAGUAACAGCAUUAGAGACGGAUGUGCUCACGCUGAGGGCCACGGACCCCGACACUGAGUACAGAUACACAGCUGCCACACAAACCUCACAAACCUCAAAACACCAGUGUGUUGGUAAAACGAAGACAUGAAACUAUUUAUAUGAGUCCUACAUAUGGUACUGAUGACAUUUAUCAUGAACAUACACUGGUUUUGUUUCUUUCCACGGCUCUAGUGGCACCUAAUGGUGGUGGUGUGAAACUUAGAAAUUAGUGGGAAAAUCCUCCUCCUGCACUGAGCGGGCUGAACUUCAGGGAACGUUAUCCACUGCCUGGUGACUACAAAUAUGCCACGUUAAUUAGAUGACCUCAAACAAGGAAACGCUGUAUUAAUUAGUAAAGCUCCCAUACAUUCAUUGCAAGAUUAAUAUGUGCAUUAUUCAUCAACACACGGCAACGAGCGAGAAUAAGCACUUUAUAUGUGCAUGUUGAAGGCUGCGUCCAUGGCAGGCAGAGGACAUCUGCAUUCUCAUUACAGCGUCCACACUCACACACCACACACACUUUUUCUAGUCUGAGGACUUAAUGGUGUAAAUUUAUGCGGGGUUGUUUUUGUGCGUUUUUGUUUCUUUAGUCUCCUGCAAAGGAAUGUCAGUAUCCGCCAUCAAGCUUUAAAGGAAUCUUUCAUGGGAUUUGGUAAAAUCUCAUUUAACAAGACAAGUUGAGUAAGAAAAUACUCUUGUUUACGGUACUGCCUGCGGGAGGAGGUGCCGCGCUCUGGGUUUAUAUCUUGGUAAUCUUUUGCGUGUGUGUGUGUGUGUACUUGCAUUGAAGUGAGAACCAAAAAACGUAUUUUCCUACCAAAGUGAGGGCAUUUUGGCCAGUUCCCCCAACUUGAAGGCCUGUUUGAGAGUUAAAAUGUGAUUUUAGGGCUGAGGUUAGAAUUGAGUUUUGAUUCAGAUUAGAGCAAAGGUUAGAUGUCUUCCUUUAUUUGUGAUGGUUAGGGUGAGAGGCUAGGGAGGGCAUUAUGUCAAUGGAGGUCUUCAAUUCUAAGUAAGUACAAGGACGUGUGUGUGUGUGUGUGUGUGUGUGUGUGUGUGUGUGUGUGUGUGUGUGUGUGUGUGUGUGUGUGUGUGUGUGUGUGUGUGUGUGUGUGUGUGUGUGUGUGUGUGUGUGUGUGUGUGUGUGUGUGUGUGUGCGCGCGCGCGCGCGCGCGCACCCUGCAGCAGAACAGGACACUUGGUUAUACUGUGAUGUGAUGGACCCCACUGUGUUUUCAUUUGGGAGGAAUUAUUUUACCUGUGUCAUGAAGAAGAAGAAACGCACAUGGUGGAAGCUGUUGUUUUUACUGCACAAGGGCAUUAAAUUGUGUGUCUGUAUUAGA